Molecule: messenger RNA, 315 nt
Organism: Vicia faba (fava bean)
Lineage: Eukaryota; Viridiplantae; Streptophyta; Magnoliopsida; Fabales; Fabaceae
Source: the annotation of a GenBank genome assembly
AUGUUGCCAGUACCUUCUGCUUGCAACGAACUAUUAUCAGAAAAGGGAAUAAGGAAACCGGAACCGCAAAAUAUAAUUACCUCUACUUCAUCCACCAUUGUUCAUAUCUUCUGGCGCCGAACACCGCGACCCACCGAGACCUCCUCUGACGCCACGCUUCCGUUCUCGGAACCAAUCGUCCAGCCCUCACUGCUGCAUCUGCCUCGGCCAAAUUCAUUCACCGAUACAAAGCCCUCCUUUGCGCAGAAGCAUCGACGGUUAUCCGGGAUCGCAGACGUCAAACCAUCACCAGACCCAAUCUCCUCAAUCCCAUAA